Stylophora pistillata is the source of this 5191-nucleotide messenger RNA. Its product is annotated as WD repeat-containing protein 47. NCBI's taxonomy places the organism in Eukaryota, Metazoa, Cnidaria, Anthozoa, Scleractinia, Pocilloporidae. The record is from RefSeq and is a predicted model, not a curated record. Gene Ontology annotation, molecular function: protein binding.
UUUACAAACCACGUUUAGAAAUAAUGAAAAGACGGUUUCUGUCGAGGGAGGCAUUGAAGUUAUUGGCUGUGGGAGAAGGAACCUUACAAAAAUGAGCAUUGUAUCGGCAUAUGGUGCAGGACGAUUUAAAAACAAACGAGGCCCAGACGGUAGCUAGAGUACAGGCACUUCGAAGCAAAACUAGCCAUCUCUCAAGUGAGGUACGAAAGAUGUUAAAUACCAACGUAGUGGUGGAGGAUAAUCAAGUUAUCAGGCUUGUCCUCGAUUUCUUGGACUCCAGAAAGCUUCAUAACUCCAUGAGAAGUCUGGAGAAAGAAUCUGGAAUCGUUAACUGUGGUUUCUCAGAUGACAUUCUGUUUUUGAGAGACCUUGUUCUCGACGGCGAGUGGGAGGCCAUAUUGAUCUUUGCUCAGCCAUUUGAAGGCAUCAACGAGUUUGAUUCAAAACAGUUCCGUUAUCUUGUUUUGAAGCAGAAGUUUAUGGAAGUGUUGUACUUCAAGUCGGGUUUUGGUGGAAAUUCAACAAGCUACUCGAUUGAGGAUUUAAUAAAGUGUCUGAAUCAACUGGAAGAAGACUGCCCAAACAAAGCUGAAUACAGCAAACUAUGUUGGCUAUUGACUGUUCCUAAUUUAUCUGAACAACCGGAAUAUCGCGACUGGAACCCCACAACUGCAAGGAUAAGUUGCUUUGAUCAUAUUCUUGAUUUAUUGCGGAAGGUCAUUCCCAUCGAGAAAAAAGGUGUAAAUGGGAAAUUUCCAAAACCGUUGAUUCCAAUUAGAGACAGGUUAUUGCACUUAUUAAUCAAGGGAUUGUGUUUCGAGAGUUGUGUGGAUUAUUGUCAGAUGAGAGCAAUUAAUGGAAAUCUCUCAGGGGAGCUUGAUGUUUGCGUUGGAGACAAUAUUUUAAAUGGGCCAUCACAAGAGAGUUCUGGAAAUUUCUUGUCUUGGCUCAGAAAUCUCUCUCAAGAUGCAUUCAUCACACCCUUUGAACCAGUAAGUUUAGAAGUGGACUUGAAGAAAGGAAAACACACACCUGGUUUCUUAUAUCACAAAUCUCCUAAAAGAGAUGAUGCUGAAAUUAUUUCAAGGAGUUUGUCUCUCUCAGGGAGGCCAGCCACAGCAGAUAUGGCUUCACACCCGUCGAGGUUGGAAACAGAAGGAAACAGGGGAACAUUAUCUGAAAACCGACCACAUUCUAACAAACCUCUCAGAGGAAUUUCACAAUCAUAUAAUGAGUUUCACUACAAAGGCUCUUCAGAAAAUGAGCCGUUGAAUAAUGCAGGAAAUAUUGGCCUCUCUAAAAGUAGAUUAGACUCUAGACUUGAGGGUGAAGAAAAAGUUUUGGCGGAAACUGAUAUCCCAGAUGAUGAUACGAAUCAUGUUGAACAUGGGCAGGAGCUCUCUCAACACUUAGUUGCUAAUGGUACAGACUCAAGUGGUGAUCCUGGGACUAUUCAUGCACUGAAGGAGCAGCAACAACAAAAUGUUUUGAAGCAGCUUGAAGCCUAUGAGAGGCAGAAGCAAGAUCUUGAACAGCAACUUCUAGAACUGUCUUUGAGAGAGACUGCUAAUAAAAAACCUGAUGGAACUGAUAGUAUAACAUCUCAGCUGCUUAAUGAAAGACCAGAAUCCAGCGAUUCUUCCAAUGGCUCUCGCAACAAACUCUUAUCCAAUGAUAUGGGUUUUCAAAGUUAUCCACAGAGCUCAGUGCAAGUAAGUACGAGUCAUCAACCAAAUGGUAAGGCAUUAAUUCGUGGUCCAUCAGAAGGAAAUCUGAAUCAUGUUAACAGUGAGGAUUACCUGCCAUGGGCUCAAGGCAGCUGUCAAAUACCUGAGGGUGUAAGGCCAUUUCUAAGUCAUGAGAAAAGUGAUGCAAGUGGUUUUUCAGUCACUCAAGUCAUGACAUCAACUCCUGCUACAAAACCAAAGCAUAAACCAGAGGAUUUAACCUUGGCAGAUAUGAAGGGGAAUCCUACUACCUAUGAUGGAAUACCAAUUACACCAGCAGAGCAAACAUUUCCUAACACUCCAGUAUUAAAUGGACAUCCACCUUUCGGAACAGGUCACUGGGUUGCCCUAGCUGAUGGUUCAGGAGUUUUAAACACCAGUACACCCAAGUCCACUAGGCAGGGAUUAUCAUCUACUACAGCACCACUUGCAUCCCCUAUCCUGCAUGUAGAUGGUUCCACACCCCCAUGUGGCAUUCCUCUUGGUUAUGUCAAGGAAACACCUAAAUUUGUUGCGGAAUGCAAAAGAACAGAAUCACCCAUGCUCCCUGUAUUAGCUGCUGACACAGUAAUGGACAUGGAGAACGGUGUCUCCCACAAUCAACAGAUCCCUAUGAAACGAGGACCUAAAGUCAAUGGUGUGCGCCGAGCCUUGGUGCCACAGGGUGGUGGUACACACAAGAUUGGGGCCAUGGGGGAAAAUAAGGACAUUAUAAUCCCAUUUCAAGGUGAGGGUAUCAGUACUAAUGUGCCCACACCAGAGAUGAUUAAAUCCGCCAACAUCGGGAGCAACACACCUGCCAGUCACCAAAUGCAGUCCCCUAAUGUGAAGGUAGAAGCAGUGUCACAAGGUUUGAAGGAGGGAGCAGCAACAGAAAAUGGACAACCUAAAAGAAGUGGGAUGACAUUUGUAGUGGACUCAAGAGCAGAGAACUCAAGAGCUCCAAGUGGUAAUCUACAUCCAGCAGAAGUAAAAAUGACCCAAACAGAACCUGACAGUGUCAUUCAGAAAGAGAGAGAAAUGGGGACAGUUAACAUGACAUACCGUAAACCUUCCACCAAUUCACCACCAAACAACACCACCGUUACCAUCAACAAUGGUAACUAUAGAAAUUAUGUUUCACUCCUGGAAAAACAGAAACAAUUUCUGCAGUCAUCCUCUGAGGCCAAGUUUUAUACAGUGGCUACACUAGAAGAUGUGCAAGCUAUCAGAGCAAUAGCAUUUCAUCCAUCAGGAGAUUUGUUUGCUAUUGGAUCAAAUUCCAAGACUUUAAGAGUGUGCACAGCUGAAGGGUUGAAUUCCCAGAGGAGAGUGGAAAGUAAAGGCAGUGGCCAACCUCCACAACCAACCAUUCUCUUCAAAAGCAACCGUCAUCACCGGGGCUCCAUUUAUUGUGUAGCAUGGAGUGCCACAGGAGAUGUAAUAGCUACAGGAUCAAAUGAUAAAAGCAUAAAGAUGACCAGGUUUGAUGCUGAAACCUGUUCUGUGACUUGGCCAGGGCUGGAGCUUGCUAUCCACAAUGGUACAGUCAGGGACCUGGCCUUUGUUUCCCGAGCCAGUGGGACACCAGUGCUAGUGUCUGGAGGAGCAGGAGAUGGAAAUAUUAUGAUCUCUGACUGCAGUACUGGUCAGACGAUAGGACAACUCAAAGGUCACUCAGGACACGUCAUGGCUGUGUAUGCUGACAGUGAUGAUAUCAUAGCCUCAGGGUCUGCAGAUAAUACUGUAAGGCUGUGGGACCUGAGGUCACAGAGAUGUAUAGAUGCCGUAGCCACUGGUGAUAGCUGUGUGGCAUCUGUUUGUGUAAACUCAUCGGGCAACAUGUUAGCUUCAGGCCAAGAAGAUGGUAGCUGUAUGAUCUAUGACAUUACAGCCGGGAGAACCCUACAGCUUUUCAAGCCACACACAAUGGAUUGUAGAUCAGUACGUUUUUCACCUGAUAAUAACUUUCUUUUGACCGGAUCCUAUGACUGUAGUAUCAUCUUGAUGGACAUGAGGAAAGACUUAGAGACACAAAUACCACCUUACUCUGUAGUGGCUCAUCAUAGAGACAAAGUCAUCCAGUGCCGUUGGCACCCUACCCUUCUUGCUUUCCUGAGCUCUAGUGCAGACAGAACUGUCAGCCUUUGGGCUCCAGACUGCUAAAAAAAUGGGAAGUGCAUUUAAAGUUUGGCCUCUUUAGGGUAUAGCAGAGCUUGUUGAAUGUUUCCUCUUUCAUGAUGGACACUUUUGAAGAUAAUAAAUAGCUGUACAGCAUGCAGUUUUUAAGUGCAGAACACAGUUACAGAUUUCAGUCAAGUGUUUAAAGCAUUUGAGACUUUGAUUUGAAGUGAUGAUGCCUAUUGAAUGAAAUUGAAAUGAUCUCCUAGUUAGCUCAGCUCAUUUUUUGCCAUCACAUUAUACCCAGAGAGAUCUUUGCCACAGGCAUGCAGUACUGCAGUGACCUUAGCACAGAGAAGAUCUAGUUGAAAUCUUGCAAAUUUGUGCAACACACAUCUAAAGACAUCUUUCACCUUGAAAAUAAUUUACAUACAUUCAGAAUUUCAUGUACUUACAUGACACUAUCAUCAAUCAGGCACCUAUCAGUUUUUAAGACAAAUUAUUUAUAACAUAUAGAUACUGAACUUGUAAAAAUUAACUACCUGUAAUAAUUAAUGAUACACGGUACCAAGUAAUAAGCUGGUGUAGAUUCUCGAGUUGAUGUGAACCCUGGUCAACGAUGCACCCUCACCCCAAAAGAAAUGCAAAGGAAUUACACCUUGCACUGAUGGUUGUCAUGUAUAAGCAUGGCUUGUGAAUCCUUAAACUUGUAACCAAAUUGUUUCUAGUUUUUGUUUACAACCUAUGUUAAUUUUUCUCAACCUCAUUUAGUUUCGUUUUGCUGUUUGUUUUUUCUUCUUCUUUGUUUUGUUUUGUCUUUGCAUGUUGGUUAAUUAGCAGUGAAUGACAUAACUCUCUUACAUAGAGAAGAAGGGGACUCCGCAUGCAACAGAGCAACAUUUGAAAGUAACUUUUAAGUGGAAAUUGUCUCUACCUUCACCAUAGGGCUAUUUUCGAUUGAACUCAACAGGCUUCUAAAUACAGUUCAAUAGCACACCCAUCAUAAAAAACUUUGAACAGUAUCUGUGACUGAAAACAUUCAGUAUUUAAUCCACCCAGGAUAAUGUAGGAAUAUCCUCCCGAGAUCUUUAUUAUAAAACACUAUUCGUCAUACAUAUGAAGAAAAUUUUGUGGCAGAUUAUUUGGUAAGAUAAUAAACCACAUGUAGAUACAAUGAAAUUUCUUACAUAGUAAGUAUCAGUUACCAGUUGGUGCUCCUUAUUAUAAGGGGUCAUUAGUUGCAAGCAUGGUUAUGUGGUAUUUGUUAUGAAUUGUAUUAUUUAUAGUGGCAAGAGGUUGCAGUCCAACGUAUCAUUGUUAUUUAAAGAAAGGUCACUUUAAUUAAAUUAUUGUCAUCAAUCUGA